Molecule: messenger RNA, 474 nt
Organism: Sphaeroforma arctica JP610
Lineage: Eukaryota; Ichthyosporea; Ichthyophonida
Exons: 1
Coding region: 1-474 (157 amino acids)
Source: RefSeq, a predicted model, not a curated record
AUGAUGCUGUCUAUCCUCUUUAUUCAGCCGAGGAGUGCGAUGCUGGAAACGGCAGACAAAUUGGCGGCUGGUUAUGACAAGGAGCCAGAAGAGGCUGAAGCUUUACUGCAGAACAUACAAACCUAUGGUGUAUGGGCAGUGAUGGCCUACCAUCUUUUUAGACUGACGUAUCAGCAGGUGCAGGAGGAGGCCGAGCUUACGACUGAGCAGAUGUUUAGUUGGGAACAGCAAGGAGGUCAGCAGCCACAGAUGGCAGAUGCAGGGGGUAGUGACCAUGUUUUGGUGGAACGGCUGGCUAAGGCGCUAGAUGGGCUGAUGAGACAUUUAGCGAAGAUGUGGAUGUUGGCGGCUGGAGCCCCAAUACAGAACUUUAAGGUGGUUGACGAGGCUGCGCAGAUUAUGCGAGCCCAGUUGUUAAAAGGAGCGACGCAGACUACGCGUGAGGGUGUCCUUAAAGGCCACAUGUUAGAGUGA